ACCGUAUCUGGCCCAUAAAGAAUAGAGACGUCUUUAUUCUUCAUGAUCUAGCCUAUGGAGCAUUGUCCGUUGGAGAGUUCGAGAAUCUUCCGAAUCCAUCCAAUGCAGCUGCCCAGAAAGUUCUCGGUUCGGUCUUUUCUGAUGUGUUUUAUCGAUGGAGUGGCAGCGGUAACGCUAUCCGCCAUCGACUGCGACUCUCCGAUCAGCUGUUUGUAACCCAUGAAAGCAUUGGCGACGUGGAAGGGAAGGGGGAAAACGAGAUGAGCAACUUAUUCUUCCUGUCAAUGAUUCCAUUAGUGCGUCAUUGGAUACUAAUCAGUUAUGUGCAAAGACCACCAUAAUGGCAAGUCCGGACUUCGAUGUAGAUCGAAUUUGGCUGAAUGGAAGGGAAGAAUCGAUCAAUAAUCCCCGACUGCAGAAUUGUUUACGAGAAGUUAGAAAACGUGCUCAACUAUCGCCUGAAAUGGAGAGCUGGAAGCUCCACAUAUGUUCCAAGAAUAAUUUUCCAACAGCAGCAGGUCUGGCAUCGAGUGCAGCUGGUUAUGCAUGCCUGAGUGCUACACUCGCAAAAUUGUACAAAGUAGAAGGAGACAUAAGUACAAUUGCUCGUUCUGGAUCUGGUUCGGCAUGCAGAAGUGUGUACGGUGGAUUUGUACGUUGGUAUGCAGGCACUGACCCCAACGGAAGUGAUAGUAUCGCUAAGCAAAUUGCCCCUCCGUCUCAUUGGCCGGAAAUGAGGAUUUUGAUUUUAGUCGUAAAUGACGAAAGGAAAAAAACUUCAAGUGCCCUCGGCAUGAAGAACAGUGUUUUAACAUCAGAACUUCUCAAAUAUCGAGCUGAACACUGUGUCCCUAAAAGGGUAGAAGAAAUGCAACAGGCAAUAAUGGAUAAAAACUUCGAAAAAUUUGCGGAAUUGAUGAUAAAAGACUCCAACCAGAUGCACGCAGUAUGUCUAGACACAACUCCCCCCUGUUUCUACCUCAACAACGUUUCUUUCGGUAUCAUUGACCUCAUCCAUGCAUACAACGAGGCAUCUAAGUGUGUGAAGGUUGGAUAUACAAAUGAUGCAGGCCCAAACACUGUUCUCUAUUUACUAGAGAAGAACGUCCCCGAAGUAUUGGGACUGUUAGAUUAUUAUUUUCCAUCGGAGUCUAUGAAAAAUGUAGAGUAUAAAAGGGGAAAUCCACCACAAAGUUUUCCUCUCUCGAAGGAACUAAUUUCGAAAAUUAAUAGAGAGAAAAAUCAGCCAGGUCACUUAAAAUACAUCAUCCAUACUCGCGUGGGCGAUGGUCCGACUUACCUCGAAAAUCCGCGAGAGCAUCUGCUUGACUCCAAAGGUUUGCCUGUUGAGUUGUAAUGAUUCUGUCAAGACAUUCGUUGACAUUAAAGGGUACAAGGGGAGAAGGGUCACAAGGGUGAGGGUAUCAAUGUAUGUUUUUUUACAAAUAAAAAUUUAUACUGGCUA
Diachasma alloeum is the source of this 1465-nucleotide messenger RNA. RefSeq names its product diphosphomevalonate decarboxylase (gene Mvd). The transcript has 6 exons. Gene Ontology annotation, molecular function: diphosphomevalonate decarboxylase activity; ATP binding. Gene Ontology annotation, cellular component: cytosol. Gene Ontology annotation, biological process: isopentenyl diphosphate biosynthetic process, mevalonate pathway; isoprenoid biosynthetic process. The record is from RefSeq and is a predicted model, not a curated record. NCBI's taxonomy places the organism in Eukaryota, Metazoa, Arthropoda, Insecta, Hymenoptera, Braconidae. Bases 341 to 1357 code for a protein of 338 amino acids.